Messenger RNA from Brienomyrus brachyistius, 8862 nucleotides. It is a transcript of the gene wdr81, whose product is annotated as WD repeat domain 81. Gene Ontology annotation, cellular component: mitochondrion. The record is from RefSeq and is a predicted model, not a curated record. Bases 430 to 6714 code for a protein of 2094 amino acids. The transcript has 12 exons. Gene Ontology annotation, biological process: aggrephagy. Gene Ontology annotation, molecular function: protein binding; phosphatidylinositol 3-kinase regulator activity. Lineage: Eukaryota; Metazoa; Chordata; Actinopteri; Osteoglossiformes; Mormyridae.
UCGUGAGUCACGUGAGAUCCCCGACGUAACAACAUGGCUCCUAUCAACAGAGCGACCGCCGCAGCCUCACAGCGAAACGCGGCUGGACGCCUGUCCCACACUUGAACAGUAUCCAGUAAGGCGCUUUCAUCUAGGAGCUGCAGCCUCGGCGAUCGGGUGAUCGUACCGAAAGCCCGUCCGGCGUAUCAUGGGAGCCGGUGGCGCGUAAGAUCCGCGGGCGACGCGGCACCGUAGCGAGAGGUUGGCGCUACUACUUAGCCCGCCGUCCGGCUAACUACAUGCGCUUAGGCACACCGUCCACGCAGCUACAGUCUCGCUGUCAGUGUGUCUUCCCUGCACCCUCAUGGCAGUCUAAGGAUCCCUCAGUCUGGGGCUUUCCUGGAGGCAAGUUGCUCUCACCCGACCAGCUCCACCCUGAGACGCGAGGACAUGGAGUGGCUGCCAGCAGCUGUGGAGAGGGACCUGGGCGUCGACUGCCGGCAGAUGGGGCCUGGUCCGCGUCCCGAGGAGCUGGUGGCUUUGGUGCCCACCCGCUGGGUGUCGGCCCUGCGGGACCGGAAGGUGACGCGCUGCGCACGUUACGACGCCACCGGGGAGGUAGAUGUGCGCACCAUCCUCCAGCGGUCCCAGGCAAAGCUGCCUCUUGGCUGGACCCGCGUCUGCAUCCAGGGCCUCAGGAAGAGCCGGCUGGACUAUUGGCUGGCUGUGGACCCUGGGUCCCUGGGCGAGACCUUCUCCCAGGACUCCUUCUGCAGGCUCAUGCAGGAGGUGUCACAGCGUAACUUCAGGAACUUAUGGCGGGAAGCAUACCGCACACAUGUGCAGCCGUACGCCGGCGUCGCUGCUCACACACAGGUGGCAGCGCUGGACUCUGUGCGCCAGGCUCUGCAGACCCUCUUCUGCUGUCCCUUCAUGUCCACAGAUAGGGUCUCACCCUCUCUGUCUCCAGCCAGGGAGAAAGAGAAGGAUGGCCCUUUUCCGGCCAAUGCCCCAAUACCCGGGGCCCAAACGGACCGCCUCUGUCCCAAUGUGCUCCCCGCAGAAGGGCUGCUGGAAUCAGCAGAGGUUCUGUAUGUGGUGCUGCCAUACACCCAGUACUCGCUCCAUGACAUUGUCACCUACAGCCCAGCCAAGCUGGCAAACAGUCACGCAAAGGUUCUCUUUGUGCUGUACCAGCUGUUAAUGGCAGUGCGUGCUUGCCAGGUGUCGGGGCUGGCUUGUGGGACGCUCUCCCUACACGACAUAGCUGUAGACGAGCAGCUCUGCAGCCGCCUCAAGAUUAGCCUGGCACACUACGAGGAUUGGAGUGAGUGUAAGAGGCCUGUUAGCUGUGCCACAAGGGCACCAGCAACGGGUCAGCAGAGGGAGAGCACUGAGAGGGUGAAUGAUGCAAGCCAUGGACAGGCUUGCAAGGGCUGCUUGGACAGGCUGAGUUCAUUGGUCAUGAAUUGGGUCCAUGGGCGGGUCAGUAACUUCCAGUACUUGAUGGAGCUCAACAAGCUAGCGGGAAGGCGUGAGGGAGACCCAAACUACCACCCUGUUUUGCCCUGGGUGGUAGAUUUCACCAUUCCCGGGGGGCGCUUCCGUGACCUCAGACGGUCCAAGUUCCGGUUGAACAAAGGUGACAAGCAGCUAGACUUCACCUAUGAGAUGACCAAAGAGGCCCUUGCUGCAGCAGUUGCCAGUGGUGGCGGGGGGAGCAACUUUGGUGGAGAUAUUGGUGGAGCCAUUGGUUCAGGAAGCUCGGGACAGCCAGACCACCUACAUGUGCCACACCACAUCUCUGAUGUACUGUCAGACAUCACAUACUAUGUCUACAAGGCCCGACAGACGCCCAAGGCUGUGCUGUGUAGUCACGUUCGCUCACAGUGGGAGCCGAAUGAGUAUCCCGCCAGCAUGGAGCGCAUGCAGAGCUGGACCCCGGAUGAGUGCAUUCCUGAAUUCUACACGGACCCCUCCAUAUUCCGUUCCAUCCACCCAGACAUGCCAGAUCUGGAAGUACCGCCAUGGUGCAGCUCCUGUGAGGAGUUUGUGGAGGUGCAUUGCCAGCUCUUGGAGAGCCCAGAGGUUUCCCAGCACCUGCACCACUGGAUUGACCUCACAUUUGGCUACAAGCUCUCGGGGAAGGAGGCUGUCAAGGCUAAGAACGUUUGUCUCCACCUGGUGGAUAACCAUACUCAUCUGACCAGCUAUGGGGUGGUACAACUGUUUGACCAACCUCACCCACCCCGCCUUGCCCCUUAUCAGUAUGCACCACCUGAGCCUCCACACUUGGGCUUGGCCUCCACCCCCUAUUCUUCUUGGGACAACCGAUUCCUGGAAGCUUUGUCCGAUGGAGUGGAUGGGACAGUUCCAGAAGCAACUGGAUGCGAGUCUAGUGGUUGGACAGUAGUUGAUCGGGAUGAAGAUCUUGAGCAGGGUACUGAGGCUCUGGACUCUCUUGGUGCCACCCCAGCCAGCACUGCAAUCCCAGUAACUUCAUCCAGUGCCACUGGAGGAAGGUUGAUUGGGGAGCUUCAGGCUGUGCCCUUGUCUCAGUCCCCGGUCACCUACCCCGGUGAGGGGCCUCCUGGUGUUCCCAGCACUUCGGGGUCUGGACUGAGGAGUUCCUUGUUGCCAAAAGCCAGCGGUUUGAACAGGAGGUAUGGUGAGGGGCAGCAUGUUGCUGUGACCAGCACUGAGGACUUCAAAAUUUGUUUGCCAGAUGGAUUCAACCCCUUGCAGCCUCUGGAAGAACUAGAGAAGCUGAAUAUCUUUAUAGUUAAGGGUCUGCAAGCACAAGUUCUGGAGUCCCAGAGGGAGGAUCCAGAUGUUGGCUAUCCCUGUCUCAUCAACCUUUUCCAGAGAGACAUGCAGGCUCUGGGUGUCCUAAUUGCAGAGAUCUUCUUGACUCCGAAGCUCCGCUGCAUGAAAUCAGACGCCCCCUUGUGCGACCGCUUCAAUGCAGUGAUGAAGCAUUGCACGCUCAGUCUUCGGGACAUACCCCUGGCCCUGCACCAUGCCCUUGAAAUACUGCUGAACCUCCACAAGCACUCCGUGCCGCUUGAUCCACAGGAGUCACAGCAUCCGCCUCCAUACCCCCUACUCUUCACAUAUGAUCCUGUCUUUGAGGGUCUCCCCCCACCAAGCCCCUCGCAGUUGCUCAAUCCUGUGGUGUCCCCAUUGCCUUUCCCUGCCUACUUCCCUCCUCUACACCGCUUCAUUUUCUCUUAUCAUGACAAGAUGGGCUCUGCUGGUGCCAGUCAGGGCCGUGACACUGUCUUCCACCUCUGGCAGCAGCUGGAGACCCUGCUCCAUGGUGAGAUCACAGCAGAAGGUCUGGAGAUCCUGCUGCCGUUUGUGCUUACGCUCAUGCUGGAGGAGUCCACUGCAGUCUACGCAGCCUGGUACCUGUUCGAGCCCAUCGCCCGGGCCCUGGGUCCACGCAACGCUGCCAAGUACCUGCUGAAGCCCCUUGUGGGGGUGUAUGAGAACCCCCACUGCCUGCGCGGCCGCUUCUACCUCUACACCGACUGCUUCGUACUCCAGCUCAUUGUGCGCCUCGGCCUGCAGCCCUUCCUCACCUCCCUGCUGCCCCAUGUCCUGCAGAUCCUGAUCGGCUUCGAAAGCUGCAGCACCGAGACGGAUGGCAAAAGGGAGGGUCGCAAGUCCCGGAGCGGGGGCCCGGGAGCCCUGGGGGAGGAGGAGGAGGAUGACGAGGAUUAUGAAGGCGUGGAGGGUGGUUUGUCAUCAGGGUCUGUGACUGGGAAGGCUGGGGUUGGUGGAAGCACUAGUGGGGCUGUGGGAGUGGGAGAUGCAGGUCUGGUGGACUACUCUUCAGGGAUUAGCCUCAACGACCAAGUCUUCUUGUCAGAAAACGAGGACUUCCAGGAUGGGUUCUAUGUCAACAAUGGCCCUGCGGGUUCGACGCUUUCGGCAAAACGGCAGCACCAGAAUUCUGUGGGCCGGGACCUGGACCAGGAGUCCUUGAGCGUUGGCAAGCAGAGCGACAAGAGCAGCUCAAGUGAAGCUUCUGCAGGCGAUGCCGACUCCAGCCGGGAUCGCGCUAGCCUGAAAUCUGCGGACAGCAGCCAGGACCUGAAGCAGGCCAGCGAGGGCGAGGAUGCCGGGGAACUAGAGGAAGACGAGGAGGGUGAUGAGGGCAAAGAGGAACAACCGGCCAGCGUUCCCAGCCUGGAACUGACGCUGUCGGGCUGCACCGAGGAGUCGGAGGCCACCGUCGCCACCUUGGAGGGAGAAGCUGCAGAUGGGAUGGAGCAGGAGGAACCUGAGAAAGACCUAGUGGAGGAAGAGGAGGAGCACGACCCCUCUGAGGACUCUGAGGAGAAGGAACACAAGAUCCUGCUGGACACUGUUUGUAAGACCGUCCGCUGGCUGGUGGCCAAGCUGGGGCCAACUGUGACGUCCCGGUAUGUGGCCCGAACUCUGCUUCGGCUUCUCACCAACUGCUAUAUCGGUCCAAACCAACACCAGUUCGUGCCCAGCGAGUUGGACGAUUGCUGCCCGGAGAGCAUGGGCAGUGUGUAUGAGAAGCGGCCCGUCAUGGGGGACCAGACAGCUGGGCCUGUGCUUGAUCUGCUCCUCUACAUCGCCCACCUGUACGGCGAGCCUGUGCUCACGUACCAGUAUCUGCCCUACAUCGGCUACCUGGUGUCCCCGCCCUCGGCAUCCCGCCUGAACACACGGAAAGAGGCCGGCCUGCUGGCCGCAGUUCUGCUCACCCAGAAGAUCGUGGUGUUCCUGUCUGACACCACGCUGAUGGACAUGCUGAUGAAGAUCAACCAGGACGUGCUGUUGCCGCUACUCGACUUGCUCACCUCUCCCAAGAUGGGGUUCCCCAGCGGCGUGCAGACCCGGUCGGCCAUCUGCUUGAAGACCCUCGGCCUCGUGGCUCUCAUCUGCCUGCGCAUCGGCCGGGAGAUGGUGCAGCAGCACAUGGCUGAUACCCUCAACUGCUUCUUUCGCGUCUUCUCCCUCCUGCACGAGCUACGGACACAGGCUGACCUGGCUGCCCACCGCGAGGCUGGCGAGGGCGCCGUGGUAGACCUGCGCUCGCCAGGUGGCUCAGAGGUCACUUACGAGCUGGCAGUGCUGGAGGAGCUGCAGGCCGUGUUCAGCCCGGCGAUGGCCUAUGCGGCCUAUGUCCCGUUCUACUGCCUCAUUGGCGACGGGGCGAUCCGCAAGCUGGUGCCAAAUCACGAGCUGGUGUGGAGCUUGGCUCAGCCCUACCAGGAGUGCGUCAGUCCGGGGAGCCCGGAUGCCACCGCGGGGGCGGGCUGCAAGCCGGAUCUGCCCACCCCACUGCCUUCUUCCUCCUCGUCCUCCCCCUCCUGCUCCGUGGGCUUGUCCCCGGGCCCCAGCGGCCGAUUCGGACGCAGUCCAUUCCCGGCCCCCCCCUCCACUUCCACCCCCGUGAGUGCCAGUGGCGACAUCAUCCCUGAGUCGGGCACCUUUGGCAGCCACCUGGUGGGGAACCGGAUCCAGGUGCCGCGGGACGCUGAGUCCGUUGGCAGUCCUGGCAUCUCCUCUCUGGACACCUGGGGGCGCCAGAACCCUGGUCACCUCGCCUCGGCCGUCGCGAGCUCUGCCUGCACCGGGCCAUCUUUCUCCUUCUCCUCCUCGAACUCCUCUCCUGCCUCCUCUUCGUCCUGGGUGCUGGGUCCCGCCCCUGAAGACAGUGCACUCAAGCAGGACCUGGCGCGCAGCGGCCGCGCCCUCCAGGGCAACUGGCUGGCUCACUGGCAAUACGAGAUCGGCCUCAGCCAGCAGGAUCCGCACUUCCACUUCCACCAGAUCCGCCUGCAGAGCUUCCUGGGCCACUCGGGUACCACCAAGUGCCUGGCGCCACUCGCCGGCGAGGACUACUUCCUGUCAGGCAGCAAGGACAAGACGGUGCGCCUGUGGCCACUGUACAACCGCGGUGACGGCACGCGGGAAACAGAGCCGCGGCUCACCUACGCGGAGCACCGCAAGUCCGUGUUCUACGUCGGCCAGCUGGAGGCCUUGCAGGAGGUUGUGAGUUGUGAUGGCACCAUGCACCUGUGGGACCAGUUCACAGGCAAGCAGAUCCGCUUCUACGAGGUUCCGGAUGGGAAGAACCCCAUCACGGCAGUGACCACCAUGCCCGCCCCGCACUGCAGUGUCGUGUUUGGCAGCGCCGACUCCGUGCUCCGGUUCAUCGACCCGCGCAAACCGGGCUUGCAGCACGAGUUCCGCUUAGCCUACAGCAGUGUCGGCACGGGGCUGAUCCGCUACCUGGCCGUGAGCCCUGGCGGGCGCACCGUGGCGGCCGGCUUCUCCUCCGGCUUCAUCGUGCUGCUGGACGCCCGGACUGGCCUGGUGCUGCGUGGCUGGCCGGCACACGAGGGGGACAUCCUGCAGAUGAGGGCUACAGAAGGUAACCUGGUGCUCAGCUCCUCCACAGACCACACGCUGACAGUGUGGAAGGAUCUGGAACAUAAACCGCUGCACCACUACAAAUCUGCCUCUGAGCCCAUACACGCCUUCGACCUUUACGGGGCCGAGAUUGUGACGGGCACGGUGUCCAACAAGAUCGGGGUGUACUCCAUGACGGAUAUCUCCGCGGGGCCCGUGAGCAGCACCAAGCUGAGCUCGGAAAACUUCCGUGGAACCCUCACCAGCUUGGCUGUGCUGCCCACCAAGCGACUCCUGCUUCUGGGCUCUGAAAACGGCGCCAUCAGGCUCCUGGCCUAGGUUAAUUAGCAGGCUCUUCUUCCGGAAUGUUCCGGUGACUUUCGUUCCAGAGGUGGGCCCAAAACAGACGGACCUGCUGUUGGGAAACAAGAUGACCACCUCCUUUUGAAGAUGGGGAGAUGAGGCCAUCUCAUGUAGCUGCUUAGACCUCAUCUAGGAAGGACCAAGUUCCUCAGCCAAUAGUCUGUGAGCAAACGAGAGUGAGUCGUUUUCCACAUGAGCACAGAUCGGUGGACAGAAUAACUAAAUGCCUGAUUACACUCUUCUCUCCCGUAUUUUAACGCUGGAUCUCAGCUGCAGAUGCGGAGUAGUCACUUCCUGUCAUGGGCCUCCUUCUUUUUUGAGUCUUAAUAUUUCGCAGAAUUAGGUCAGUCAGGCUGCUCAGGAAGCUGAAGUCGAGCUGUUUCUCACAAAGUGUUUACACUUUCCUAACAGAUGCAUAAAGACACCAAAAAAAUGCAAUUCUCACCUACAUCCUGCCGAAUCAUCGUGCACCCAAAGCCCACAGUAACUAUGCAGUAUUCCUUGAUAUAAAUAUAUUUUAAGAUGCGAAUAUGGAUGCUUGUUUCUACAGAUACAGGUCAAUUACCCUGCACAUUUUAUUAGGAUUUGUAGUGUGAUGCUGCAUUGUGUCCUGCUCUGGAAUAUGACGCUUCGUUUUGGCGUCUUUUACUCCGGUGGAGGUGGGGCUCCAGCACAAGUGCAUUCUGGGCCAGCAGGACAUCCUGCAGCCGCCUCCCAGCCCGUGGGGAGCCUCGUGGGCUCGUGGGUGUGUAGCGCCCAGCGGAGGGCUGGCCGGGGCACACGGUGAUUCUCAGCAUCCUGUCUUCAUCCACGGCUUUUGGUCAUGAUGUAAAACCCACAGAAUCCCUUGACUUUUUCAGUAUUCUGAUUUUUCUCCCAUCUGCGAGGAUCCAAGGUGAAGAAGAGCUGGUGAUUUUAUUGGUGAUUAAUGAUUUUAAUGUGACUCUGGAGUAGCUUUUUCCUAAAACCUGAUUUAAUCAUCACUGUGCUCCCCAGUUUACAAAGCUGUCCUGUUCCUUUGCUACGAGAAAAGACAUGUAGUGGCCAAACUCUGGUUCUACCAGACUGUAACUGGUUGGAAACCGUUUUGACUUUAACAAUGAAUUUCCUUUUCAGUUCACCGUUAAUCGUUCUUGUGCAGUUUGUGUUCUGACACCAUGUAUCUGAUCUAUACAAUGUAUUUCUCUAUCGAGUCACUGUUUCUUCAGAAAGUGUCCUUCCUCAUAGAAGCUGUGGGUCAACACAGGCUUGUUUGUAUGGGUUUGGCCUUAAAUUAGCUCCUCCCUUUGUCACUUAUUCUCAUUUAGUUGAAAUAUCUGUCUAAUGGUGGGGGGGAGUGAGCUGGGUGAAGUGAAAGACUUAAGCAUCAGUGUUUGGGUGGCUGCAGCCAGUGGACUGUGAUCCGAUAUCGGGUGACUCUCUCUGGGUUGUGGUGAAGAAAAGAGCUGUUUUGAGGUAGUGUGCUGUAGCAUCCAUUACACAUGGCGUGUCUGUGUCCCGGAAGGCCUACAUCACUGCUGAUGGACUCCAGUCCUGAGGGGCGCCAUCAUUCUCAGACUUUUGUUCCAUCCAAGGGCUAAGCUGGUUCAUUACAAUAAUCGCUGGCGGAUUUACUGGAUAACCUCACUGAGUUCCCAGCAUCAGUCACCGAUUAGUGUAGCAGGACCUGUGGCUUCAGCAUUGUGGGGUUGUGUCUUUCCUCCUCAGAUUUGCGGUCCUCCUGGACGGUCGUCUCAAAGCCCGCGCUGAGUUCCUGGUUCUGUCGUUCUGGAUCCCCAUGCCACCGCUCAAAUGCCCAAAUGCUGUCCUUCCAGCCGCUUCCGGAAUAAUUACAUCCCCUCUUUGUGGAAUCACGUCCAAUAGGAAAGAUUGUUUACAAGGGUUUGUCUAUAAAUUUGUGACCCAUCUCUUUGGAUUUUGUAAAUACCCUCAUCAUGGACGCCCCACCCCCCCAGGUCCCUGUGCGUAGGGAGUUGUACUCGAUUACCCAGCAACACACCUGUUACCUUCAUUAUCUUGUUAUAUAUUCCAUUGGUGCAUUUUAAUGAAAGAAAUAACCUAAUGAAAAACUUAUUUUAUUUAUUAACACAUUUAAUAAAAUAUUGCUUAUGGAAACAUUUCAAA